GUAUCUGAUCGUUAAAUGCCUUCUUAGAAAGUAAUGAGUUCAUCAGUUCAUCGAACGACGUUAAGAAAGCAAGAUGUUUAAAAUGUCAAUGCGAAUGAUGAUUGUUAUGACCAUUUUUUCUAUUCUAACUCGCGAAGUUCAGUGGAUGGAAGCAGCAAUCCUUCCAACAAAUAACCUCAGCAAAAGAAGUCCAUCACCUGCCGUUGAAAAUGUUUCAUUAAACCAAGAAAGCAAAACGUUUGACGGGGAUUUAAAAGAAACUGAAGAUUAUUCAAACUCAGAAAGAGAAGACGACGAAACUAAUGAAAAAGAUUCUAAUGAAAAAUUUGAAGAUUUUCCAAACUCGAAAACAGAAGAAGACGAAACCACUGUAGGGGGUUCUAAAGAAAAACUGGAAAAUUCAGAAACAGAAGAAGACGGACCUACUGGAGGGGAUUCUAAAGAAAAACUGGAAGAUACUGCAAUCUCAGAAUCAGAAGAGGACGAACAUAGUGAUAAGGAUUGUGGAGAAAAACUGGAAGAUCCCCCAAAUUCAGAAGACGACGAAACUACUGAAGGCGAUUCGGAAAAAGACGAACCUUCUGACGGGGAUUCUCCAAACUCAGAAACAGAAGACGACAAACCUACUGAUUCGGAAGUAGAAUUGAAAGAUUCAUCCAACGCAGAAAAAGAAGACGAACCAAUUGAAGAAGAAUUGGAAGAGGAAUUGAAAGAUUCUCCAAACUCAGAAAAUGGAGAAGACGAACCUAUUGAAGAGGAUUCCGAAGAAGAAUUGGAAGAAGAAUUGGAGGAUUCGCCAAACUCAGAAAAAGAAGAAGACGAACCAACUGAAGAAGAAUUGGAAGAAGAAUUGGAAGAUUCACCAAACUCAGAAAAUGAACCAACUGAAGAAGAAUUUGAAGAAGAAUUGGAAGAUUCUCCGAACUCAGAAACAGAGGAAUCUACCAGUAAGAGAUCAAAGAUCCAAAUCAAACAGAAAGAGGAUUCUAGAAAAGAAUUGGAAGACCCAAAGUCAGAAACGGAGGAAGACGAACCAUCUGGUCAGUAGUUUGACAGGUUUAAUUUUACCUAAACAAUUACCGAU
Molecule: messenger RNA, 1084 nt
Organism: Dendronephthya gigantea
Lineage: Eukaryota; Metazoa; Cnidaria; Anthozoa; Malacalcyonacea; Nephtheidae
Product: protein Ycf2-like
Exons: 14
Coding region: 74-1048 (324 amino acids)
Source: RefSeq, a predicted model, not a curated record